Molecule: messenger RNA, 3507 nt
Organism: Nerophis lumbriciformis (worm pipefish)
Lineage: Eukaryota; Metazoa; Chordata; Actinopteri; Syngnathiformes; Syngnathidae
Source: RefSeq, a predicted model, not a curated record
AUGGCGACGGGAACAGGCUGGCAGCCCGCAUACGGAACCUCGACGAGCGGCUCCAGUAGCAGCGGCGGCGGCGGCGGCGGCGGCGGCGGCAGCGCAUCCAAAUACAUCUCGCCGUCAACAUCCAGCUUGUUCUACGACGGGAGUUUAACGCUGGAAUACACGCAAGACCUCCAUUUGAAGAUGAGCAAGAAGAUUGCGCAGCUGACCAAGGUUAUUUAUGCUCUCAACACCAAGAACGACGAACAUGAAGAGGAAAUUGAUUCGCUGAAGGAAGCACACGAGGAUGAGGUGCAGCACAUUGUGACAGAAACCCGAGACAAAAUUAUGCAGUACAAGAGCAAGAUGGUAGACGAGGCCGACCUACGGCGGCGGCUGGCCAGUCUAGAGGAAUCAGUCGGACUUCACGAACACAUGAAAAGACAGGCUCUGGCAGAGUUCGAGAUGUACAGACAAAGAAUGGAGGAUUCACAACUCUGCACGGAAGCCCAACACACACAGCGGGUGGUUUCUAUGAGCAGAGAGGUGGAGGAGAUGCGCCGGGAUUUUGAGGAGAAGCUGCGAGCAUUCAGCCAGGCACAGGCCCAGUUUGAGGCGGAUAAGCGUCGAGCACUGGAGGAACUGAGGUCCAACCACCGCCAGGAGGUGGAGGAACUCCUAAACAGCCAGCAGAACCAGAGUGCCACCUCCACUGAAGACCAGGAGAAAUUGGCUGAGCUCCAUAGACAAGAGGUGGACUCCUUGAUGGAAAGGGUGGAAGAACUGACAAAGGAUAAGGUUCGGGUGGUGGAGGAGUAUGAGGCCAAACUGGCCAAGGCUCAAGAGUACUACGAACGGGAGUUGGAGGCCAUGACAAGGACGCACCAGCUCACCACCGAAAACCUGCUGGCCUGGAAAAGGACCGAGGUUGAGCUCCGCAAAGAGUUCCAGUCACAGGAGGCGGCACUGCAGCGUUCACUAUCAAAGCUGAGAAGUGAGCUUCAGAGAGCCCAGGAGGAGGCCCGUGAGAACCGGGACAAGACAAACAGAUUGCAGACAUCACUGGUUAAUGCUGAGGGAACCAUUAAGAACCUGCACAAGCAGCUGGAAGAAGCCAUCCAGGACGGUGAGAUCUGGGUAAUGCAGUUGAAGGACACCGAGUAUGAACUGGAGGGCUGUAGGGAACGAGUACAGCAGCAGGCAACGGAGAUCCUCCACAAAGCUAGUCAGAUCGGAUCCCUACAGGCCACUCAGAUGGCCCACGAGGCAUCCAUCAGGAACCUGGACCAAGAGCAAAGUCGACUGAAGGAGAAGAUUGGUAGGCUGGAGAAGGAGCGGGAGGCCCUGCUUAACCAGAACCAGGUGGCCAGCGAGCAGCAUAAACAGCAAGUGCUAAAACUGGAGCAGUCUCUGCGUGAGGAGCACCAGGGCUAUGAGAAAGAGCUCUCCAGACUGAGAGCUCACUAUGAAGAGGAGACGCGUCGCUACAAGGAGGCACAAAUCAGGGCGUUGGAGGAGAUGGAGGAGAAACACCGAGCCAUGAGGGAGGAGGCUCAACAGGAGAAAGAGGAAGAGAAGAAGCUUCUAAUGAUGAAAAUGAGUCAGGAGUUUGAGAUAAAGCGUCUGUCUCUGGAGGAACAGCGAGACCGAGUGCAGCAACAGCUGGACAACUUGAAAGAAGAGCUCUCUGCCAAACUCAACAUGGCCAAUCAAGAGGUGUCCCACCUCCAGGAGCUUGUGAGAGAGAGGGACCAGAACGUUAGCUCAGCACAGAACCAAAUCACUUGUUUGAGGGAGACACAGGAAAAGCUCAAGAUCGAACUGGACGCAACUAGAGCUCGGGUUCGAGAGACCAGCAACCUGCUAACAGAUUUACAGGAGGAGAUUGAGACACAGAAGCAACAGCAUGAAGCCCGAGUGAUGUCCAUCCGAACUGAAGAGAAGCAGAAAAUGGACAAAAUGGCUGACAACUUGGAGCAAAAAUGGAGAGAAGCGCUUCGUGAAGAAGUGCGUCUACUGAGGGAGGAGCUGAGCGAGGAAUACGAUGUUGACAAGCAGGCAGCCCUGACUCAACUCUCUCAGCAGAAGGAGCUGGAAAUGAUGGCGGCCAGAGAGAGCUGGCAAAGGAAGGUGGAGGACUUGCUCGAACAGAUCUCGCUGUUGAAACAGUCUCUGGAGCUGCAGCUGUCUCAGUCACAGGCAGCCCUUCAGCAGCUGCAGUCUCAGUUUAACCAGGAGAGGGAGCUGCUGGGUCAACAGCUCAAAGAGAUGCAGAGAGAACACCAGAGGAGAGAACACCGGCUACAAGAGGCUCACUGCUGUGCAUUGAGCACCAUGGAGGAGGCCCGGCAGCAUCAAAUCAGGGCCCUUGAGGAACGUCUAAAGCAGGAACAAAGAGAGGAAGUUCAUGCUCUUAAGGAAGCCCACAGGAGAACCUUGGAGAUCCUCAGACAACAGUCAGACCAGGAGCUGCAGACGUUGAGAUUUGAACUGGAAGAUGAAGGCAAAGCAAAGCUAGCGUCACUCCGUGCUGAGCUAAACCACCUCCACGCGACAGCAAUCGAGCAUCUGAAGCAGAUCCACCUGAAAGAAAACUCUAAUGCUAAACGGGAGCUAGAGAAGGCCAUGGAGCAGAGCCGUCAACAGGAGCAAGAGCUGUUAGUUCGAAUCUCAGACUUUCAGGCAGAAGUGCUUUCCCGUAGUAACCGCAUCACAGAUCUAGACCAUGAAAUCCACACUUUAAAUGAGACCAUUGACACCCUUACCCGAGAACUGGAGUUGAAGGGUAAAGAGGUGCUUCGGGUUCGCAGUGAAGCAAAUCAUCAGAUAAGGGCUCAUGAACAAGACUUUGCCAAGAGGCAAGAGAGGGAGUUGGGGGAGCUCACUGUGGUCCAUCACAGAGAAACUCAUAUCAUGUUGGCAGACUUCAACAAAGCUCAAGAGGUUCUCAAAGACAAGAUCACUGCUUUGCAAAUAAUACUGGAGGGGACCGAAGAGAAGUUGCGAAACAGAGAGAGCCGGCCUGAAGACCUACAUCUUAUCGCAGAGCUCCGUGAGAUGGUCUCAGAGAGAGAGGCUUUGGUCAAAAAGCUUGUGGAUGACAAAAAGUUUUAUCAGCUGGAGUUGGUCAACAGAGAAACAGGUUUCAGCAAGGUCUUUAACUCCAGUGCCAAUGUUGGGGUUAUCAACCCUCUGAUCAAGCUAAAACCGGGCAGCCAAUCAGACCAACACUUGGCCAGCUUUCCUAGCCAGUCAGCUCUCCGAUUCGUCAGCCCUCCCACCGUGAGUCUUGCGAGCGAGGAGGCGGAGAGUCGGGUAGUGGAGGAGGUAGGACCGGGCCGAUUUGCGCCUCCCCACUCCCCCCUCCGACGCACCCUCCCCCGGCUUAAGAAAGCUCCGCCGCUCCUCCGUCCUCUCCCUCACGUCCCUCAGCAUCCACCACCUCUUCCUCCUCAUCCCCCGCCAAGUCAUGCUCUCGCCCAUCCUCCUCACCCUCAGGAGCCCCAGCAUCAGGCAAGUUGUAGGAGGUGA